AUGAUUGUGAGAUUAGUGGCUCUAACGCAAGCAACAAACGACGUCUUUAAGAAUAGGAUGCUAGAGAAGAUGAUAGACCUUGGUAGCUUCAUGGUACCCUGCUUGAUAGGCAUCAUGGAUUUGGGUCAUGCUAUGUGUGACCUUAAAGCAAGCAUCAAUUUGAUGCCUCUUUCUAUCUUCAUGAAAUUAAAGAUAGGGGAGAUUCAACCAACUCACAUGAGGCUCCAGUUUAUUAACAGAUCCAUCGCCAAGUCAGAGGACAAGAUUGAAGAUGUUUUGGUGAAGGUGGAUAAAUUUUUAUUUCCUGCCGACUUCAUUAUUCUAGAUUACGAAGCUGAUCGGGAGGUUCCAUUCAUUUAG
Molecule: messenger RNA, 360 nt
Organism: Cucumis melo (muskmelon)
Lineage: Eukaryota; Viridiplantae; Streptophyta; Magnoliopsida; Cucurbitales; Cucurbitaceae
Exons: 1
Coding region: 1-360 (119 amino acids)
Source: RefSeq, a predicted model, not a curated record